CGCAAACGCGAGACCGACGUCGGGAAGUCGUGCCACACGUGCCAAGAACCCCACGCUUCAUUCCGUUGCACGGAAUGCUUCAAUGGCCCGCUCCUCUGUCGCAAGUGCGUCGUCGAAGCGCACACUUGGACACCUCUGCACCGCGUGGAACGAUGGACAGGAACGUUCUUCGAGCGUGCGCAACUCAGCGAUCUCGGCCUCGUCUUCUCUAUUGGACACCACGGGCGCCCGUGCCCCUCAUCAUCGCACAACCGUACGAGAAAACUCACGGUAGUACACACGACCGGCGUUCAAUCCAUGGUCGUCCAGUAUUGUGAAUGCAUCCACGACGGCAAGUUCCCCGAUGACCGACCUGUUCAACUAUGGAGUGCCGGUUUGUGGCCAGCU
Molecule: messenger RNA, 387 nt
Organism: Fomitopsis serialis
Lineage: Eukaryota; Fungi; Basidiomycota; Agaricomycetes; Polyporales; Fomitopsidaceae
Exons: 1
Source: RefSeq, a predicted model, not a curated record